AUGAACCCCACCAUUCUGGCCAUUGAUGGCGGAGGUGUUCGAGGGGUGAUUCCACUGGAAUUUUUGGUACUGGUACAGGAGAGCCUGGGUCGCUGCCCGCUCCAGGAUCUAGUCGACCUUGGCGUUGGAACAAGCUCGGGUGGCCUGAGCAUUUUGGGCCUACUCACCAUGGGGUGGGACGUGCGGAGAUGCGCAGAGGUCUUCGAUCAUGUAGCACACCAGAUCUUCCGUGAAAGGAGAACCUCGCGGUUGUCCCGUCUAUCGCACGCACUAUUCGGGAGUGGCUCAGUUUUGGGGACUGUUCAUAAGUGGCUUGUAUGGCUACUGCAUGACAGUUGCUACGACGGUCAAGUUUUCGAUAAGGCUAUAAAGUGUGUUUACGGCAAGGAGAGACGUAUUUUUGACGGUCUUCGUUCAGAGCACACCAGCCAAUCCUGCUCAACGUACUCCAGGGCAAAGGUAGGAGUCGUCGCGACUAGCAUUGCAAAGGAGACGUGGCCCUUUGUCUUCGGUAAUUUUAAUGUCGCCGAGGCCACCGGGAACGACUGCGGGUACGAGAUUGUCCGGCCUGUCGACAGAGAGGCCGAGCCCUUUGUUUGGGAGGCUGCCAGGGCUACCGCAGCCGCCCCCUUUUUCUUCCAGCCAACCGAUAUUCCCGGGAUUGGCUCAUUCCAAGAUGGAGGCCUGCGAGACAACCUUGCCGCGGACAUUGCCCGGCGUCUGAGUCGGCAAAUUUGGCCUUCCAAGAAAAACCCCGCCAGACUGCUAUCUAUGGGGACCGGAGUGACAGCACGAAAUGGUGAGAGAUCACCUCACUUCCGUCACGUUUUCAGGGACAGUUUCUUGCGCCGGGGGUUCGAUGCAUGGAUGUCUUCUAUGGAUACGGAGACAAAAUGGUUCGAGAUGAUGGCGCAGACUCCAGCCGACACCCAGGAGGAUUAUCUAAGGCUGAACGUUCCACUUCAAAACAUGCCAAGUGCCAUCGAUACAGUGGAGGCGAUGGACGAGUACAGGAACCUUGUAACUCUCUACCCCGGAAGCGCUCGGAUGGCACGUGAGGUGGCAACCGCACUAUUGGUGUCGAGAUUUUUCUUUGUCUUGGACUGCCUGCCGGGAGAGCGUUGCAGCCCAGUCUGGUGUCGCGGAUUGAUCCGAUGCAAGGGCCCUGCGAAACUGAUCGUUGACGCACUGGACCAGCUCCACCCGCAGGGUCUAGAAUAUAGGUCCGAUUUUGGACUCAUCGGCCGCCUGGACGGCGCAUCCGAACUAUGUUCGACCUGCGGCCGGUAUGGACGGCCGAUCGCCUUCCUUACUGAUCACAUAGACACCGUGGUCAAUAUAUACGUGACGUCAAAAGCCAAGAAACAACGUUGGAGGCUGAGCGGAUUCCCUAAUAGCAUGGCAUCUUUUGCCGCAGCUCAACACUUACACGCACCAUUUGGUAGCUCGGACAAUUGUCGUCCCGGCACAGUCGUUUGCCAGAAUUGUGAUAGAGCUCAGAUCCUAAUACGGAAACGCUUCUCAACACAGUCCCGGAACGACCAGGCCAAGAAAGCCCGAUUGGUAUAA
Aspergillus melleus is the source of this 1569-nucleotide messenger RNA. Its product is annotated as patatin-like phospholipase family protein. Lineage: Eukaryota; Fungi; Ascomycota; Eurotiomycetes; Eurotiales; Aspergillaceae. Bases 1 to 1569 code for a protein of 522 amino acids. Gene Ontology annotation, biological process: arachidonate metabolic process. Gene Ontology annotation, cellular component: membrane. The transcript is spliced from 5 exons. The record is from RefSeq and is a predicted model, not a curated record.